Molecule: messenger RNA, 2881 nt
Organism: Formica exsecta
Lineage: Eukaryota; Metazoa; Arthropoda; Insecta; Hymenoptera; Formicidae
Product: N-acetylneuraminate lyase-like
Exons: 8
Coding region: 1827-2756 (309 amino acids)
Biological process (GO): N-acetylneuraminate catabolic process
Molecular function (GO): N-acetylneuraminate lyase activity; 4-hydroxy-tetrahydrodipicolinate synthase activity
Source: RefSeq, a predicted model, not a curated record
AAAAAAAAAGGAAAGAAAAGAAAAAAAAAAAGAAAAGAAAAGAAAAAUUGAUUAAUUAAUACACAUGAGCGAUGCAUGUUGUCGCAAUCGGGCUGGCCCGACUACGCGCGGUGCGUCGAUCUCUAAUCGAGGUAUAAAUACGAUACGAGAUGUCUUUUUUUCAUAAGUGUAAACUUUAUCACAUACGUAACGCAUUUAUCUUGUAAGCGAUUGCUGCCCCCGCAUCUCUCGUCGACGGUUUUCUCCGGCUCAUCGAACAACAAGAUGUAUCACUACGACCGUUGGAAAAAAUUAUAUAUGCGAGUUAACGAACUGUGCAGUAAUUAGUUAAAUCGCCGAAUAAUAAUAAUUAUAUAAUUAUCUCGGAGAGGGGUUGUCUUCGAAAUCAGGUCAGUUGUUAUUGUUUCUUGCCUACUUCCGAAGCGUUCAUCUUGUUCAAUGAUUUAGCCUACUAUUUGAUUCAUCAAUUAAAUAGUACGUAUCAAAUUAAUUAACCAUGUUAAAAAAUAAUGUUGUGAAAAAUACGGAAAAGAAUACUGCUGUUAUGCAGUUCUUUCGGGGAACAUAUAUUUUUAAUCAGUAAUAUUUGAAUCCGAAUUAUAUAAUUUUGGCAUCAUGUCGACAUUUAUGUGUGUGAUAUCUUUUACUCUAUUUCUACUUAAUAUAAAUUUUCAACAAUGUUAUCAUUGUGUGUGUAUAUGCACGAAAGAUUACACUUUUUGUAAACUUCAGAUAUCAGUUUGAUUGAUAUAAAAGAGAAAAGAAAUUCUUCUUUGUAAUAUAUUUUCGCUCUAUGAGACAGAUAUUAUUAAGCAAUGUGCCACCACAUAUUCAGGCAUUAUAGUCACCAUGGAGUCACGUAUGAUAUUCGAAGACAUAAAAAGUGGACGCAAGAGAUUAUAAGGCAAAAAAAAUGUUAUUACUAAACAAAAAAACUUCUUCCCUAGUACGCAUACAAUAUGCCGUAGCAUUUCUCUCGUCACAUUUAAGUGGCAAUUAUUGCAAAAUAAAAAAAGGAGCAUUAUACGAGUAGCAGCUAACAUUAAAUAGAAUUCUCUUUGGCGUUAUUACGUAAACAUGCGAGUAGCCUCCGUUCUCGUUUCGAUAAACAAAGAAAAGCAUGUAAUACCCGUUAAACAAAUAAAAUGAAGCAUGCGACCAUCUUGGAACUUAUAGCGAAUUUACUAUUACAAUAAUAUAUUAAUACUAUUGACAUUGUUGAGGAAAAGGAUCUACAUGUAAAUAAACAUAAAAAGCAUUUUUAUAAAUAAUUAAAGUCGUCAAAUUAAUUAAAAAGGAAAUUUCCCCUCUCUCCUUCCACCCCCUUACAUUUAUAUAAAUAAAAAAAAUAUAUGUAUUCAUAUAAUUUUUAUAUAAUUUUCUUAAAAUAAUUAAGAGUUAUAGAAACUUUUAAUUUACUAUAGUUAAAUUUAAUACAAAUCUUUUAAAUUACGUAUAUAUUCCGUUUAAAAACCGUUAUAAUUAGUUCGAUUUGUUUUCAGGGAAUUUAUAAUCUAUGAAAAUAAGAAAUUUGUCGAAUAAGAAAGUGUAUGAUUGGCGUUUUAAAACCAAUAAUGUUAUUAUCACUGAAUUAUCUGUAUGUCUCGUGUAUUAUUAAUGAUUACAUUUUAUGCAAGUAAUAAAAUGCAAAAGAUAUGAAUUUUUUAAACACUUGUUGUGAUGUUGAUGGCAAAUAAGACGGCAGUCUAUCUUAUCAGAACUCGGCAAAGGCAGGAGGAAAAGAGAAUGUGUAUUUAGAAUUAUCAGUCGUUUUUUUUUACGCUAUUGCGCUCGUUAGGUUCACAUUACCGUUACAUUUAUUAACGAUGUCCCGAUUGUCAUACACCUACAGAGGUCUCAUUGUCCCAGUGUUAACACCUUUUGAAAAUGAUGGAUUCAGAUCUCUUAAUUUGGAUAUUAUACCACAAUAUGCAACAUAUUUGGCAAAAAAAGGAAUUAAUGGUAUACUUGUCAAUGGUACAAGUGGUGAGGGGACGUCAAUGUCUGUCACUGAAAGAAAAUUCAUUGCUGAAGCUUGGGUAAAAGCGACAAAAAGUACAAAGCAACAUUUAAUGAUUCAAAUAGGAGGCGCUCCUCUUCCCGAUGUUAUCGAGCUUGCAAAACAUGCAGAUUCUCUACGUGUAGAUUCUAUACUCUGUUUACCAGAGUUAUACUUCAAGCCUACUACUCCUCAGCAACUAAUUGAAUACUUGGAGAGAAUUGGAAAGGCAGCACCAAACACACCAUUAUUAUACUACCAUAUUCCUAUGUUAACCAAUGUUAAUAUACACAUGGGACAAUUCCUUGAAUCAAUUGAUGAUAAAAUACCAUCAUUUGUGGGUAUAAAGUUCACUAGUGCCAAUUUAGAAGAGGGUGCACAAGCAUUACGUGCCAAUAACAAGAAAUAUGUUAUUUUUCUUGGCAACGAUCAGUUAGUGAACGCUGCAUGUGCAUUGGGAAUGGACUCCUUCAUAAUGACCAGCAUAAAUAUGUUUCCGGAACUUGUACUGGAUAUUCUUGCUGCUAGCAAAAAUGGAGAUAUGUUAAGAGCUAAGAAUUUACAGGAGAAACUUUCAAGCGUUGUACUUGUUAUAACAAAACAUGGCAAUUGGGUGCAGACUAUGAAAACAGCAAUGAAUCUUCUUACUGAGAUCAAUGUAGGAUUACCUCGUGCACCACUUACAUCUAUUACUCCUGAUGCUGUAGCAACUAUGAUAACUGAUUUAACAAAUCUAGGAUAUAAGCCAAAAAUUUAAGCGUGAUUGAAAAUAUUUUAUUACUCUUAUACUCUUUAUGCUGAGUAUUCUACUUACCAUUAAAAAUUACUUGUAAAAUUAUUGUAAGCAUAAAAAAUAAUAUAAAGACAUAUUUUAAAAAUUAA